GCCUGCUGCUACUAAGUGAAUCGGCCAAGAUAGCCUUGUAAGAAUGCGCAGUAUCAAAAAUUUUCUGGCACUGAAAUGCAAAUGCCUGUGGUUCUCGCCGUUGAGUUCCAGACUAGUGGUGAUAUAGCGCUACUGGACUUGUCCACACCCAGCCCCGUGUAUCGCAGCAUUAAUGACCUUCAGUUUCGGUCGUCAUAUGCUGUUUACUUUUUUCAUACAUCGAUAUACUAGCAGAUCUUGACUUGCUUGGUUUGCAUUUGCCUCAAAACAAUG
Molecule: messenger RNA, 273 nt
Organism: Linderina pennispora
Lineage: Eukaryota; Fungi; Kickxellomycota; Kickxellomycetes; Kickxellales; Kickxellaceae
Exons: 1
Coding region: 76-231 (51 amino acids)
Source: RefSeq, a predicted model, not a curated record